Molecule: messenger RNA, 3537 nt
Organism: Cottoperca gobio
Lineage: Eukaryota; Metazoa; Chordata; Actinopteri; Perciformes; Bovichtidae
Exons: 8
Coding region: 346-2997 (883 amino acids)
Source: RefSeq, a predicted model, not a curated record
CCUAACUGAGGCUGGCCUUGGUUCGGAUGACCGCAGUGGUGCUGCCUCCCUGUGCUCUACAGCCGUGCAGGUGCAGAGUCCAAGCGGCACACCGGGCCUAACGUUUCUGUGAGGGGAAUAACGGCACGCCGGAGCCGGUGGGAUAUUUCAUGUGAUUCGUUGUGUCGGGUUUGUUAAAAAGCGUGAGAGGGUCCGUGUGCCGUCUAUUCCCUUAGGUUGUCGGUGUGCUCAUGAUGUAGGCCGGUAAUUCUGCUGGAGGAACGCGCAUUGAAAUUUUCAUUUCCACACCUGGAGAGAAUACAAAGUAAAAGGGUCAAAGGCAAAAGAAAGAAGCUUCUGUAAUCCAUGUGCCCAUUAGUGUCUGAUUGGCAAGAUGAGUACAGACAGACCCAAACGGAAUAUCAUCAAAAAAAAUAUGACAUCAGCGACGGGAUGCCGUGGUGUGAAGAACGUCUGGUCCGCAAAGUUCUUUUCCUCUCCCUCAGGGAAUUCAGAGACACACACCGUGCCACACACAAACACUCACACAGACACACGCGCGCACACAAACGCACAUCGAAAAGUACUCUCUUACAUGCUCAGCAAAAGAGACAGACACUACCAAACACACACACACAGAAGAACACGCGCACAAGACGGAGUGUGCACACGCCACAACAAAGAGUCAAACAUAGAUCACCAAACACACAUACACAGAAAAACACACACAGUGCACAAAAUAUGCACAUUUCAAAACACCUACAUGAAGACACCAACAAAGGGCAAAAAACUAAUUUGUCUCAGGUCUCGUACACACCAAAAAAUAAAUGUACCCACACACUACAGAACAUGCAAACACAAUCAAAACUGUCUGCAGGGAAAAUGACACGCAGUGUACAGCAUACACACCUAGAAAAUACACACACGUUCCAGAAGAAUUCUGUUUCAACCAGGACACUACGCUCUCAUAAAACACAAAAAACACUGUUGCUGAACUCGAAAUACACAGAAACUGCAAAACACACACACGCUACUCCGCACAAACACUCAGUGAAAAACACACAGACAUUGCUGAAACCUUCUGCCCCGGCCAGGAUGUUGCGCUCACACACUCCCACACGCCUCAGGGGCUCCCUGGUUAAUGGCAGCAUCAGCCAGUGUCAGUCCCUCCUGUCAGCCCGCUGGAGCUUGUCCUUACAGACACAACGCCCUCAACAGCGCCACCCUGACAGCAUCCAUUGUCACAAGGAUGACCCUGCCAGCAAGAGGCUUCAGGCACAGAGGAAGUUUGCCCAGUCCCCUCCCAGCUCUCCAGGACCGCCAGUGUUGAGGACACCAGCAAGAGGUAACCACAACCUGGCCGUGGUCACCUGUCUGACGAGACGCAGUCCCAAGACUGAGGACUUCUUGUCCUUUCUCUGUCUGAGAGGUUCAUCAGCAUUGCCUAGCAAGAUGGCCUUCUUAGCAAGUGGACGAGCAAAGGAGCCAGCUGGCAAUCAGCAUCUUCCUUCCUGUCUUUCCACCAAUCACAGGACUGCAGCGGAGGGGAAGAACAUGAGCACAUUGAGCAGAACAACAGUACAGCGAGACUCUCGGUCUCUGAGAGGGAGGCCCGCAGGCUCUGCAGCGGUCAGCUCCUUCUGCCCUCUAAGCGCCCGUGCACAGAAGAGGAGGGAGAGAGAGAGGAGAGAGGAGGAACAGCAGAGGAGGAGCGAGGGGAUGGGAGCUGAGAGACACCUCCUGAGACCACGCCAGCUCUCCCUGCAGGUCAGGAGGACUAACACGGUUGCCAUGGUGACAAGGCUCUCUGAACAAAGAGCCUCCUGUGUCAGGUCAGUUCCCACCUUAAAGCUGAGCACCGGUGGGGGCAGCAGACGCUCCCCCAGGCCCUGCACAAGGCCUAGCAAUACCUGUAUACCAAGACUCCUGGAAGCCAACAACAAACACCUCUCCCAGCACAGCAAACACCAGCUGCCUCGCAAUCGGCAUCUUUCUCUAGACCAACGAACCGUCUUAGACUACUAUGGCAACCCAAAGACCUUCAGUCGUGUCCAGAACUCAGGAAGACAUUCAAGCAAGACUCCAGCUCAAAUCCCAUUGAUGAACAGCUCAGCCAUCAGUGAGAACCCUGGGGUCCUGAGGUCGUCCAGAAGAAGGAGAGGCCUUCCACCAGACACCAGCCCUACCCCUCUGAACAACAAGAACUCAUCAAAGAAGUGCAGGACAGUGCAAUGUAAUGAUGAUGAUGUCCCAGUGGAGAGUGACUGCCAUAUUGGUGAGAUCCCUCAGAGGGAGGCCAGCUGUGAUAAAGAUUUUAGAGAGGAGUCUGUGAGUCAUAUUAGUGAAAUCACUGGUAGUCAUAAAGAAGACCUUACACAGGACAGAUGUGGCCAUGUUGGAGAGAUGAGAGUAGAGAGGGACAGUUGUAUUAGUGAAGACCUACAAGACGAGAUGCAUGUUGGAAAGUUAAGUUUCACCAGGGUCUCUGCUCUGGAGCCCUCUCAAGAAGGGGUCAACCUUAACAACAUCAUCACAAACUAUGACCUCAGCCCCGUUAGGGAGGUCCUCGGCAGUCAUGUGAGAGAAAAAAGGCUCCAGAGAAAUCAUCCCACUUCAUCCACAUUCUCUAAACUAAUGACCAGGACUGCUGAUUCCAGAGCUUCUGCUGUGAGGACUACUGUAACUAAAGCUGCUAUCAACUUAGUGACUUCUACACAAACACACACUGACCCACCAGCCAGUUAUUCUGCCAAGCACACUGCUAAGGGCACUAACAAACGUACUAGCAAGGACAUUAUCAAGUGUACUUCACCAGCCAGCACAUACUCUAUCCAUAAUUCCAAAGGUGCUGUAAAAGACUCCUCCAAGGGUACCACAGAGGACUUGACCAAGGACAGUUUACCUGUCUGUAGCUAUUCUAGCACUUCCAAGGGCUCUACAAAGGGCCUCCCCCAGAUCAAGUCUACUACCUCAGCCAUUAAGACCAGGAGCAGCCCGAGAAUCCUCCUGAAGCACUAACAAACGCCUGAGCUACGUCUGAAAACAUUCACAGAUUUACUAUUCGAUAUAUUGAGGUUUAGCAAAAUGUUUAAAUGUUUAAAACAACAUUAGAUACUGUUGAUCAUAAGCACCACAUGAUGAUGGUUGUUGGCUGGUUGGAUAGUGACGUAGUGACUAUGUACUGUUCUCUACAUAUGUCAAUGAUUGUGGGAUCAUUUUAAUUCUAUAUGUUUUGACUGUGAAGGCUCAUGCACACCUUCGAUUUCUUGUAGACGGGUUCAUAGGAGGAAGGGAAGAGAGAAUUCCCGCACACGCUUUUACUUGCAAUGAACCUUAUUUAUAAAUACAACAUUUCGAUCCUUAGAUCUUCAUCGGAUGAGGCUUAAAAUAAGGUAACGGUGAUGCUUUACCUGAUGAAGGUCUAAGGACAGAAAUGUAUUCAUCAAUAAAGUUCAUUGCAAGUAGGACAGUGUGCAGGGAGUCCCUAUUCACACAGCACACACGGCAUAGUGGGAGACGCGUUGUGUAAUGGAGUGUAUAAUAAAAGUCCCUGCUGUA